This is a messenger RNA of Diospyros lotus (date-plum), 1832 nucleotides long. Its product is annotated as V-type proton ATPase subunit H. Lineage: Eukaryota; Viridiplantae; Streptophyta; Magnoliopsida; Ericales; Ebenaceae. The record is from RefSeq and is a predicted model, not a curated record. The transcript has 11 exons. The coding region runs from base 216 to 1583 and encodes 455 amino acids. Gene Ontology annotation, biological process: proton transmembrane transport. Gene Ontology annotation, cellular component: vacuolar proton-transporting V-type ATPase, V1 domain. Gene Ontology annotation, molecular function: protein binding; proton-transporting ATPase activity, rotational mechanism.
GCACUCGUGAGGAGCAGCAACUGUUAUUUACGACCCCGAUUUUGUUCUUCCAGUUCCGAUUAGGAGUUCUUAAAUUAUUGAAUUACCUAGUCCACAAAUUAUUGAAUUACCCAGUCCAGAACUGUAUCCCGUGAACGAUCCGGGUACCUUUGGCAAGAGAUCGGCCUGAAUUUGAUACUUCUCGCUCUAAUUCGGGAACUUCCUUCAAUUCUCCAAUGCCGAUGGAUCAAGCCGAGUUAACUACCGAGCAGGUUCUCAAGAGAGACAUCCCAUGGGAGACAUACAUGACAACUAAGUUGAUAACAGGAACUGGCCUUCAGCUGUUAAGGCGAUAUGAUAACAGAUCAGAAAGUUAUCGAGCUGCACUAUUGGAUGAUGAUGGUCCAUCAUAUGUUCGGGUGUUCAUUAACAUAUUACAUGACAUAUUCAAGGAGGAAACAGUAGAAUAUGUUCUGGGUUUAAUUGAUGAAAUGCUUAUGGCAAAUCCCAAAAGAGCCAGAUUAUUUCAUGACAAGUCUCUUGCAAAUGAAGAUACUUAUGAACCUUUCUUAAGAUUGCUGUGGAAAGGUAACUGGUUCAUACAGGAAAAGAGCUGUAAGAUACUUUCUUUGAUAGUGAGUGCCAGGCCAAGAAACCAGGAGUUUGUCACUGCUAAUGGAGAAACAUCAUCCAAGAAGCAAUUGCAAUUGACUACCAUUGAUGAUGUUUUGAAGGGGCUGGUGGAAUGGCUUUGUGCGCAGCUGAAAAAUCCUUCUAAUCCUAGUCGUGGCAUCCCUAUUGCAAUCAAUUGCCUGGCAACAUUACUGAAGGAAUCCAUGGUGAGGUCUUUGUUCGUUCAAGCUGAUGGGGUGAAGCUACUCAUUCCUCUAAUUUCACCAGCAUCCACUCAACAAUCUAUCCAGCUCCUUUAUGAAACAUGUCUCUGUGUUUGGCUCUUGUCUUAUUAUGAACCUGCAAUCGAAUACUUGGCUACUUCUAGAGGCCUUCCAAGAUUAAUAGAUGUUGUGAAGGGUUCCACAAAGGAGAAGGUUGUCAGGGUGGUUGUGUUGACCCUCCGGAACUUACUUCCCAAAGGGACUUUUGGUGCUCAUAUGGUAGACCUUGGGCUGCCACAAAUUGUUCAGAGUUUGAAAGCACAGGCUUGGAGUGAUGAGGACCUGCUGGAGGCUCUAAAUCAACUUGAAGAAGGGCUCAAGGACAAUAUUAAGAAACUUAGUUCUUUUGAUAAGUACAAGCAGGAAGUCCUCCUCGGCCAUCUUGACUGGUCUCCGAUGCACAAAGAUCCUAUAUUUUGGCGUGAAAACAUUACAAGCUUUGAAGAAAAUGAUUUCCAGAUUCUAAGGGUCCUUAUUACAAUUUUGGACACAUCUAGUGAUGCAAGGGCUCUAGCUGUAGCUUGCUUCGAUCUGUCCCAGUUUAUUCAGCAGCACCCUGCCGGGCGUGUCAUAGUGACGGACCUCAAGGCCAAGGAGCGGGUGAUGAAGUUGAUGAACCAUGAGAACGCUGAGGUGACGAAAAACGCCUUGCUCUGUGCCCAGAGGCUUUUCCUUGGUGCCAAGUACGCGAGCUUUUUGCAAGUUUAAAUACUUGUGCAAAUUUGGAUAUUUAGAACUCGUUGUUUGACCGGAAUUCGUUCUAUAUUGGCUUUUUGAAUUGAGAAAGCGCAGAGCUGGCUCUGCAGUAACUAAAAAACUGUUUUAUUUAUGAGACACUCAGAGUGGUGCAUCAUCUAGGGGUUAUCUUGUAAGCAGGUAUUUGUUGUGAAUGUAAUCAGGAAUAAUAAUUUCUUUCUACAAAAUUUGCGGAAUAAAUAAAUGCUUGUAUCUUGAAAA